GGCAAUGGUUGGCAGGCACCCCCCUCCUAAAGACGCAGGGGUACUGAGAGAGGAGAGAGCGUGGUGUUGAGGGCAGUAGGCAAGAGAGAGUCAGAGAGUGAGAGUGGAGUCGUUUUGCUGUGGCUCCUCAGUAAACCCAAGUUGGAGACAGAGGGCAUUGUAUUGACAGCAGCAUGAUCCUUAUCACAUUUGGACUCUAUCUUCCACUAUUGUUUUGUUAUGUCUUGUCUCAGUCCUCUUUCCUGGACAAUAUUCUCUCAUUCCCAGCAGCUCUCCAACAACAACCUGCCGUGGACCAGCAGAGGAAAUUCAACCCCUGCUGUUUACUGAGUCCACCCCCGCCCCCCCUAUUCCCUCCUCCUCCCUCACUGUGGCACCCCGGUGGUCAUAAUGAGGAGACCAGUAAGGGAGGUGAUCACAGACCAGAUCCAGAUACAGGGACAGAGCUGAAAGGGCCCAGCUGUGUCCCAGGCCCCCCUGGCCCCAACGGACCCCCCGGUCCUCAGGGUCCAGCUGGGCUACCAGGUCUGACGGGACCAAAAGGUGAAAAGGGAGAACUGGGACGACCUGGACAAAAGGGUCGGACGGGGCCUCCAGGUCUCCCGGGGCGCCAGGGACCAGCCGGGUGGCCAGGACCAAAUGGGCCCAAGGGGGACAAGGGAGAUGGUGGAUUGAUGGGAAUACCUGGAGCAAGAGGACCUCUUGGACCGAAGGGUUUACCUGGAUACAAAGGAGAAAAGGGUUCCCGUGGUGACCGUAGUGAGAGAGGGAUGAAGGGAGACAAGGGCACAAUGGGCUUCCCUGGAAUGCUUGGACAGAAAGGGGAAAUGGGUCCAAAGGGAGAACCUGGAAUAUCAGGGAAUAGAGGACCGACGGGCAGACCAGGGAAGAGGGGCAAACAGGGAGGGAAGGGCGACAAUGGGAUUAUUGGCCCUCUAGGUCCAGCAGGUCCUCAGGGGUCCCCAGGCCACCCUGGUCCCCCAGGUCUCCCAGCCUCAGGACUCUACGUGGUUGGAACGAAAGGUGAGAGGGGGCUACCAGGUCUUCCUGGACCUUGCAGCUGUAACUCCAUUAGUGUGAAGAGUCCACAGUUUGAUGAACAUAGUUCCAGGAGCGACUACGCCAAAGUGCCAGCGAUAUUUGUGGUAAACAGUCAAGAAGAACUAGAUGGUCUUCAUACAGACAAUGCCCUAGCCUUCCGGAAAGACCAGAGAUCGCUUUACUUCAAAGACACCAGCGGAUGGCUGCCCAUUCAGACUUCUUUCUUCCAGCUGACGCCGUUCCAGUCUACGGAGAACGCUCCGGAACAGGAGGGUUACUGUGGCGACGGGAUCGUUCAGAUCCCCAAUGGGGAGGAAUGUGACGACGGGAAUAGGAUUGUCACCGACGGCUGCGUCAAGUGUAAACAUGCUUACUGUGGAGAUGGUUAUCGCUACGACGGGGCCGAGGAAUGUGAUGGAAAGGACUUUGGCUAUCAGACAUGCAACUCAUAUCUCCCAGGGUCUUAUGGUCGUCUCAGAUGCACUCCGUACUGUGUCAUUGACUCUACAAACUGCAAGUAUUUCACAUGAGGAGGAACCUGGACACAGCAGUGGGAUCCUUCUUGUCUUGUUUGCUUUGGUACUGAACAGGAUGACGGUAAUGCAAAUAAAAGAUCAACAACAACACUGCAAACAAGAGACUCAAAAAGGAAGUGUUGACAAACUGGACUAAGCCUGACAAAAUAACUAAAACUACACACACUAACUCUGUUGUAUCGCUGCUGAAGCCAUGUAGCUCCCGAGGAGGGGAGCCGGGGCCAGUAAAACGCCCCCCCCUCAUCCAUUCGCACUGGACAAUUUCACUUUGUCUUAAAUAAAACUCAACUCAAGACUGAAGAGGCUCUGCCCACCUGAUAGGACCAGCCGCUGAACGAGAGGCGGUCAAAUGAGAGACAGCCAGGAAGGGAGAGACAGCCAAUGGGAAAGCUCUGAGAAAGUGAGAUAUUUGUGGGUGGAGCCGGAAGCCAUAUUUACCUCGACGUAGCACUGUUAAAGAAAAGAGAACCAGGUCUGAACAAUCAAAAGUAGGGUGCUGUGUAUUUUACUGCAACGUCAAUGACAUCAUGUACUGUAGCAUUUGCAUGAGGCUGAGAUUGCUGUGAGACCAUGGCCACACAUGUCAUUACCUAGGCAUUUAACCAAUCACAAUACUUACUAUCGUUGUCAUGAGCUUCGUACUGUGUAUAUAUAGUAGGUAUACGUCUCCAAUUGUACGUAGGGAGUAUAUUGUAUGUUAUAAUUGUACUAAUCAGGACAGCAGGCGCAUGUUAUAAUGAUACAGUAUUCAGGAGGAUUCUGAGAGCCUUGGUCAGUCUGUACUGAAGAGGCAGAUCUUAAGCCUUGGUCAGUCUGUACUGAAGAGGCAGAUCUUAAGCCUUGGUCAGUCUGUACUGAAGAGGCAGAUCUUAAGCCUUGGUCAGUCUGUUCUGAAGAGGCAGAUCUUAAGCCUUGGUCAGUCUGUACUGAAGAGGCAGAUCUUAAGCCUUGGUCAGUCUGUACUGAAGAGGCCGAUCUUACGCCUUGGUCAGUCUGUACUGUAGAGGCAGAUCUUAAGCCUUGGUCAGUCUGUACUGAAGCCUUGGUCAGUCUGUACUGAAGAGGCAGAUCUUAAGCCUUGGUCAGUCUGUACUGAAGAGGCAGAUCUUAAGCCUUGGUCAGUCUACUGUAGAGGCAGAUCUUAAGCCUUGGUCAGUCUGUACUGUAGAGGCAGAUCUUAAGCCUUGGUCAGUCUGUACUGAAGAGGCAGAUCUUAAACCUUGGUCAGAUCCUCUUCAGAAGAACAGUAAAGCUAUGUACUGUACAGUAGUAGCAUUAAGCCAAGAUGGCUGCCUGUGGAAAUAGCAGCCAAGCUGAUAGACCGGGAACCCUCACCUUCUGGUAGAACUGAACAGCUGUUGUCCCAAAUGACACCCUAUUCCCCAUGUAGUGCACCACCUGUGACAAGAGUCCUAUGGGCCCUGGUUAAAAGUAGUGCACUAUAUAGGGGAUAGUGUGCCAUUUGGACAACCAGGCCCGUGCGCUCUAUUAGCUUUUGAUGGCACUGUACUGUAGUUGAAGAGGGCCGUUCAGAAUCUGGACAUUGUGGGCAAGGUCAGCUUUGCUUUAGUUUAGAUUGACAUUUCCACGGUUUAACUCAGGAACCUCUAACAUAAUGUUUUCAGAGAAAUCCUCCCUCAUAUCCACUGUAGAACACAGAUGAGACCAAUGAGUCUAUGCUGCACACUGACUGUUACACUGUCCCCCUCCUCACUCAGAUGUGCUUACUGUACAUGUUGAUGACUCGUGCCAUCAGUCCUCCAGGUAAAGAGGAGGACCUCAGUGAACUACUCUCUGCAGGGAGAUAUGACACGUGAAGGCAGGCAAAAUGUUAUUAUUACUGCUACAUGUUCUUAAAUCAUUUCCUCAUUGCAGAUCAGGAAGCUUUUUUAGCUGCUAAUUGGUAGGAAGUGAAUUCCGAUAGUUAGGGUGGGAAACCUUAUGACAGUCUACGGUGCAUCAGUUAGAAAGCUCUGGACAUCUUUCUGUCUCGUAUUUAUAGCAGUACUCCUCUUGAUACCUCCAGCCUGCCUGCUUAAAUACCUGGAGCAGAACUACUGCACCACUCAGUGGAGAACUGAACACUAUAGUUGUAGUCUGCAUUACUUCCUGUAUUCCCUCAGUAGUUUAAGAGAACGUUUCAGGAUAAGCUGUUCUUUACCACAAGCUACAGGUCUCCGUGCCAACGGAGGCCGACCUUUAACCUCACCCACACUUACGAAAAUAUUGUUACUCACGUAAAAGUGGAUGUAUGAAAAUAUGUCAUUUCAAGACUGUUCUAAAUGUUACAUCUGCAUGUUAGUGGUACUGUAAUUUACAAGUUUAAAAUGCAACCGAUUUGCCAAAGGAGGCUGUGAAUGAAGCCUACAUGCUGUAAGUAAAUAUUAGUCAUCUCUCGACAAGGUAUAUGCUUUUAAAGAAAUAUUGAUGGUUCUUGUUAAUGUAACUGUAUAACUGUAAUGACUGAAUAUUACGUCAACUUUUAUAUGACAGGUAUAAAUGUAUUAUCCAUUGCACCGUGUAUAAACACAUUAAAUAUCCAUUUGUUUGGCUAAUAUGAGUGUACUGUAUGCUGUAGGUACACUAGUAGCAUGUGAUAACAUUACACAAUGCUUGGUGGUGGUGAAUGCGCUCGCAUAUCAGGAUUUCAAAACUCCUCUGAUUUCAUAAUUAAAACAUGUUUGACACAGACAUGCAUUAUUGAGAACAAAAUAAAGAUGAGAAAAUGGAA
This is a messenger RNA of Oncorhynchus kisutch (coho salmon), 4308 nucleotides long. Its product is annotated as acetylcholinesterase collagenic tail peptide. Gene Ontology annotation, molecular function: extracellular matrix structural constituent conferring tensile strength. The record is from RefSeq and is a predicted model, not a curated record. Lineage: Eukaryota; Metazoa; Chordata; Actinopteri; Salmoniformes; Salmonidae. The transcript has 16 exons. Gene Ontology annotation, biological process: extracellular matrix organization. Bases 174 to 1571 code for a protein of 465 amino acids.